CAGCUUUGUUAGGCGGAAGCGCACACGUACCGGAUGGGCGGGGCCAACAAUGACGCAUCCCAGGUAGCCUAAUCACAGCCUUUAUAAAGCAAUGACUGAGCCCUGAUAGGCCGUUUCUAAGUACCAGGGGAGGGAGAUUAUCUACUUUGCCACACAUGUACCGUGUUGAUCUAAAUGGCCACUAGGAUCUAGGUGUAUUUACACACGGUGCAAGGUACGACGGGGAAACAACGUCGUGUCAUCAACGCUGAUUAACUUUUCAAAAUCAACACCUCAUUCAGCUUUCAUCCCAGGUCUGCAGCACGACCCUCAUUCACCCAUCAAGCAGACAUGGAAUCAAAACCCAUUGAAAUGGCAGCCCUAGGAAGACCUCUGUAUCCUGGUAUGCUGUAUGACUGCCGUGAAGAUUCCUUCAUUCCAGGUGUUACUCUGUGGGAUAAGAAAUCACUGAAUGAAGAUCUGAACAGUUAUCCACAGCUUAUGACAGAUUUAAAGUUCAGUAGCUUCGACUCUCUCUCUGAUAAGUCUAGUCUCCUGGAUGUAAGUGCUUCCCUGAAGGCCAGCUUUUUGGGAGGGCUAGUGGAGGUGGGAGGAUCUGCCAAGUACCUGCGGAACACUAAAUCUUCAAACCAACAGUCCAGAGUAACAAUGCAUUACAGUGAAACUUCAAGAUUCGAACAACUCACAAUGACUCAUCUGGGCAAGUUCACCUACCCUCAGGUGUUUGAGCAGAAAACUGCAACUCAUGUAGUCACAGCUGUGCUGUAUGGAGCUCAGGCCUUCAUGGUGUUUGAUCACUCAUUUGUAGAAGAUGAAAACAGGCAGGAGAUUGAGGGAGAACUGAAUGUCAUGGUCAAGAAGAUCCCUAAAUUUUCUGUUGAGGGACAAGGAGCUGUAGAAAUGACAGAUGAGGAAAAGAAGAAGGCUGAGGAGAUCACCUGCACAUUUCAUGGUGAUGUCCAUCUUGAGCAGAACCCCACCACGUACAUAGAAGCCCUAGAGGUGUACAAGAAGCUCCCCUCUCUACUGAGGGGGAAUCCACAGAACGCAGUGCCAAUAAAAGUCUGGCUCCAUCCUCUUUCUUUACUGGAUUCAAAAGCAGCUCAGCUUAUGAGAGAAAUCAGCACACGUCUCAUUUCUAACACUGAAAAUAUAAUAGAGCAGCUGGGAGAAGUAGAGAGGAGAUGCAAAGACCUGUCCAGAAGAACAAUGGUACUGUUUUUCAGUGACAUCAAAGAGAGGCUGCACUCAUUUCAGGGUUCAUUUAGCAAUUACAAGAUGGUACUCCAGAAAGCACUGGCCAGAGUCUUGCCUGCUAUUCGAGGAGGAGGGAUGGAGGAAAAGUCACUGGCAGACAUCCUGAAGAUCCACUUUAACUCCCCUUUUAAAGCUAGCAAGCUUAACCAGUGGUUACAUGACACCGAGUUACAACUUGACCUCUUGAGUGUUUACACUAAGACACUGAAGGGGAUCCAAAUAGAAGAUUCAGACAGUCUCAUCAGCCUCCUUGAUCCUGAUAUUGAUGUUGUGGUGUGCUUGACCUUCACAUCUCUGAAAUACAAAGACCCAUAUCUUUCAACCCUGAAUGAGUUUCUAAAAUCUGACCCCUUUAAAGAAUUAGAUGGGGAAAACAAGUUUCCCCUGACAUCUCCUCUUCAAAAAUCAUUCAACCCUCAUGAUUUCACUUCAAAAAUGAGAGAAAACUUAUCUCACUUCAGAAGUUUUUCAGAGGCCAAUAAAGAUGAAACGAGAAUGCGCUUCAUUAUUUCUGCAAUCUCUGAUUCCUCCAAUCCAGGCUCCUCGAUCUAUCUGUAUGAAAAAGGGAUUCUGACAGAUACACAGUUCCAGCCUGUGUCCAAGCCGCCCCCACCAGAAGUGAAGAAUGUCCUGGACCAAACUGUGUCCCUGAAACUGCAGAAGUCCCCAACUGGAGAAACAGUGAAGUAUAGAGUAGAGUACAAGCAGAUGAAAGCAGAUUCUGGAGCUGAGGAACAGUGGCUCUUCAUAGACACAGCUGAUGAAGACUUUACUCUGACUGGAUUGAUAUCUGGAAAGCAGUACCUGAUCCGCUACAGGAUAGUGGGUAAAGUAGGAGUGAGUGAAGCCAGUGAUACUGUCAGCCCUACACUCUCUCAAAUCACUGACUGGACCAGGAACGACUUCCUACAAUGAACCACUGAUACUUGGGGCCCGGUUGGACAUUGCUACUCACUGUUGUUUGCCGGGGUUCAGCACCAUAUUUCAGAAAUCCAAGGUUUUUACAUUGGGACAUUUGUUGACUUUAACUGGGCCUCAUUUUGAAAAUGUGGAUGUUGUAUCCAAUCAUUUAGGAAUCAGAUCUGUUCGUUUAUUAACUCGUUUUUUUGUCAAACUGAAAUCAUGUUUUACAGUCGAUGAAGAACAUUUUACUUUUUUACAGGGGUUUGUACUCCUGAUGUUGAGGAUCCAUUUCCAUGUUUGAUUAUUAAACCCAAUCUUGAAGAAGGUAUGGGUUUUUUGCUGGAAUCAGGUGAAUCUAUGCUCUUAGAUUGUUUUGUCAAGUGAAGGGAAAAAACUGUAUAGAGCCUGUGUUUUGGUUUUUAAUAAGAAAAUGUUAGAAAAAAGAACUGAUACACCAUGGCGUUCUAUUUUUAAAUUGAGAAAUGAUGUAAAACCUGAAUGGAGAUCAUUAUAUAAGCCACCAUUGUCUAAAAGGUUUGGUGAUAUACAAUGGAGAAUUCUCCACGGUGCCAUUGCUGUCAAUUCUUUUAUUUCGAUGCUGAAUCCAGAAGUUGAUUCUGCUUGCCCUUUCUGUCUUCAAAGGGAGACUGUUUUUCAUGCUUUCAUGCAUUGUUUUAGAUUAGAACCUUUGUUUGUGAGAUUAAAAGAAUUGUUUUGUAGGUUUGAUGAAACCUUUUGUAUUGAGACUUUCAUUUUGGGUUUUAAGUACUUUCAGAAAAAACGUUUCACCUGUCAACUGUUGAAUUUCAUUUUAGGGCAAGCAAAAAUGGCUAUUUAUAUCAGCAGGAAAAAUAGAGUGGAACAAAAGUGUAGCGAUGAUGUGAAUGUAUGUUUUUUAACUUUGAUCAAAUCUAAAGUUUUGAUUGAUUUUCGGUUUUAUAAAACUAUGAGAGAUCUUUCAAGCUUUGAAUUGAUAUGGUGCAGUCAUGGUGCUUUGUGUGCAGUUUGUGAAGGUGAUUUUUUUUUCUUUGUAAUUUCAUUAGGUUUUAGUAUCCUCUGUGUAAUGUGUUGAAUGGAUUAUAUGGUCAGCUUAUUGUGAAAAGAUACUGUUAAAAUUGUAGAUAAAGUUUUUUUCAAAAAUCAAAAUCUCUCUCUCUCUCUCAACACACACACACACAC
Carassius auratus (goldfish) is the source of this 3339-nucleotide messenger RNA. Its product is annotated as stonustoxin subunit beta-like. Gene Ontology annotation, molecular function: protein binding. NCBI's taxonomy places the organism in Eukaryota, Metazoa, Chordata, Actinopteri, Cypriniformes, Cyprinidae. The transcript has 5 exons. The coding region runs from base 331 to 2172 and encodes 613 amino acids. The record is from RefSeq and is a predicted model, not a curated record.